Molecule: messenger RNA, 4385 nt
Organism: Megalopta genalis
Lineage: Eukaryota; Metazoa; Arthropoda; Insecta; Hymenoptera; Halictidae
Product: xaa-Pro aminopeptidase 1
Molecular function (GO): metalloaminopeptidase activity
Source: RefSeq, a predicted model, not a curated record
UAGGCGGCGGAGGAGGAAGAGCAAGAGGCGGAAGCGGACGAGGAGCCGGCCGGGAGCGAGACAGAGGAUUAGAGACUGAACCAGUCGCCCUCGUGCUUUUCGAUUCCCGUCAUUCAAACGCCGCUCCAGGCGAACUCUGUCGGGCCAAUGUGUCUGGCGCCGCGACCAGGUCCCCGUUCCGUUAGCGAUCCCGAAUAGCGUCUUCGAUCCGGAAGACCGUCGAUCUUCUCGAAAAUCGAUCCUCGACCGAAGCUUCACAAUCUGAUCCACUCGGAUGAUUAUCAGUUCGACUUAAUAACUUCGGUUGCAAUCGUUCGCUUUGGCAGACUAUACUCCCCCCUAAGAUACACCGAAACACCAUUGAAGAUUCCUUCGUGAAUGGCGAGAUCAGUGUAGAAGAACUGUGCGCGAACCGUGAGCCAUGUGUCUUCCUCAGUGAUCGGCUACUCGUUCGAGUAAAAGUCAAAGGAACCGAUGAAGACGAAGCGCGUCGUUUAGACCGACGGUGGAACAAACAGCUCUGCCAGGCUCCGGGACACCGUACGAUCCGUUUGGUAGCGGACGUCGGCCUGUUUUCACGACGUAUAGGCUUUCAUUGGGUAGCAUAGACGGCUCUCGGAGCCGAUCCGAGGACGAGUUUAGACGUUUGAAUGGAGCACCGAUGGAAAGCCGUUCGGAGCAGCACGUGGUAGAAUCGCGGCGGACGCGAAGAAACGUCCUCGAUCAAUCGGCUUCGGUACCGGAAGAGGAAGGGGCGCCAUUGUGAUACGCUCGGAGCUUGUCAGUGAUCCGUUGCCCGCUGGAACGCCGCGUUCCUUUCCUCGCGUUCUCCAGUUUCUCCCGUCCUAAACCGUGGUCGCUGCUAUUAUUGCGGUGCCGCCUAAAUAUAGGUGAGACCGUAUGCUUGACGCAAAUCGAAAACAGAACCCAUACACACACGCGCGCGCGUCCGACUUUUUAUUUCGACUUCGACGUCGCCGAGUCUCGCGCACCUCGCCGAUACCGUCACGGUUUUAUUUUCCAAUCGGCGGCCACGGAACGAUCGGGGCGCGAUCAUGGGAUCCACGCGUUGGUUGUUCUUCUGCGUCUGCAUCGUCGGUAUUACAGACGCAUUGUACAGUGAAAAUCAAAUUGGGGAGCCGCUUUUUAACUACAACGGAGCAAAACGGUCUCAUUGUCCGCCAAUAAACCAUAAACAGCCGACCAAUCGACAGAGCACUUCGUUGAGAUUGAAGCAAUUACGCUCGGAAAUGGUCCGCGUUGCUUCCAUUCAAGGACCGGCUCUAGACGGAUACAUUGUCACUUCAGACGAUGCACAUCAGACAGUGAACUACGUUAGUCACGGCCGAGAGGGCCCGUUGGAGAGCGAGUCGGUAGAUCCCCGGGACAUGAGAAGAGAAUUCAUCACCGGGUUCGAUGGUAGUGCCGGUGACGCUGUCAUUACGCUGAACAAAGCUGUGUUUUGGACCGACGGAAGGUAUCAUGUGCAGGCAGACCAACAGCUUGAUUGCAAUUGGAUGCUCAUGAAACGCGGCAGGGAAGAGGUACCUACUAUACCAGACUGGCUGACACACGAAUUCGGAAACGGUCCUCCGGUGCGUAUUGGCGCUGAUCCAACGUUAGUUCCCAACGUCCUUUGGUCGACGUGGGAAGAAUAUUUAGCGAAUUCAUCCGUAAAAUUGGUUCCCGUCCGUAACAACCUGGUGGACUUGAUCUGGCAGGUCGGCCGACCGAAUUACAAUCCGCACCCGGCUUAUCCGUUGCCGGACAAGUUCUCCGGAAGAGCCUGGCAGGAAAAGGUCCGGCUGGUCCGGGCGGAAAUGAAAGACUCGGGCGCCGAUGCUCUCGUCGUCACCGCGCUCGACGAAAUAGCCUGGCUAUUGAAUAUUCGUGGCUACGACUUGCCCGACACGCCCGUCUUACGAGCGUACGUUGUCGUUGCCCAAGGCGCGUUACAUCUGUACACGCCCAGGCACAAAAUGCCGAGCUCGGUCGAGGUGCAUUUGAAGGUAGACUACUGCAACCAUGAGAACUGCGUGAGAUGGCAUAACUAUACUUCUAUUUGGUCCGACUUGCGGACCAUGUCGCAAGCAUGGAAAACGGUAUGGUUGCCAACACGAUGCGGAUACACUCCAGGCGUUUCCAAGGAAGUGUACGAUUCUAUUCCGCCAGAGAAACGUAUGUCGAAACCGUCGCCGAUCGUAAAUUUUCGAGCGCAGAAAAACGCGAUCGAGGCGCAAGGCAUGCGAAUAUCUCAUCUGAGGGACGCGGUGGCGAUGUGCGAUUUUUUGGCGUACAUGGAGGAACAGUACGAUCUGAAUUCGAACGGUUGGGACGAGAUGCAGGUAGCUAGAUUGGCGAACGAAUUUCGUUACGAGCAGGAUAACAAUCGAGGUAUCUCAUUUCCUACUAUCGCCGGAUACGGGCCUCAUGCCGCGAUCCCUCAUUACGAACCUAACAAUCUCACGAACAUUAUGAUUGGGAAAACGUCUACUUUGGUAGUGGACUCCGGAGGUCAAUACUUAGAUGGAACAACUGACGUAACGAGAACCCUCCAUUUCGGAAUUCCGACGGAAGAACAGAAGAAAGCGUACACAAGGGUACUGAUUGGAGCAAUACAAUUAUCGUCCAUGGUUUUCCCAAGCAACGUGAAAGUCAGCCAGUUGGAUGCUGUUGCACGAUUCCCAUUGUGGAACGUCGGUUACGACUAUUUGCAUGGAACAGGCCAUGGGAUCGGUCACUUCUUAUCUGUCCACGAAUCACCUAUUAGUAUAUCCUACUUGCAAGUGGCCACAUCAGACACAACGUGUGGACCAGUCGAAUUGCAACCAGGGUUCUUCCUGACUAAUGAACCAGGAUACUACAAAGAAGGGGACUUUGGUGUGCGUUUGGAGAACGUUCUCGAGGUCGUAGAAGCGAGUGCAUCGGGAGACGCGGAUACCUUUCUGAAAUUCAGAGAUGUAACGCUGGUUCCGUACGAGCCAAAGCUGAUCGACGUCAGCAUGCUGAACCCUUCUCACAGACGUUGGCUGAAUAAUUACAACCGUCGAAUUCGAAACGAGGUCGGCUCGGAGCUAAAGAGAAGGCUCAAAAUGAACGCUUUCGAUUGGCUACUGAGGAAAACGGCAGCCAUUCCGGAAUUGAGUCCGGUCGAUGAAGGGUUAUUUUUCGGCUUCUCCAGCUCGCCGUCUUCCACAUUUAAACAAUUCCAUGUCUUAAUUUUCGUGAUCCUUAUUUGCCACGUUCUACUCGGUCUUUCAAAUAUAUGGAGUUAACUAAAGGAAAAGAAGUUCUUAGAGUUUACAAAGUGAGUGAUAAUAAACAGAUUAAAUGUAAGCUUAUUUAUAUAGUACAUUGAUUAUAUUUGUUAUAUCGUAUUUAAACAAAUGUAUAGACAGGGAACUGUUUCUCGACGCUGGUGCUGGUUAUUUGUUUUAUAUUAAAAGUUGGAAAUUUCUAUUAUACAGGGUUUUUUUUGAUAGAACUACCAGUUUUUGUUAUCAUUAAAUAAGCAAAAACAAGCAUAACCAAAAGUUAAAAAAAUAUGAUCAUAUCUUUACCUGUAAUGUAUUUUUAGUUCUUUAAUUGCUUAUGUUGUUCGAAAUUUUGUAGUCACUGAUUUUCACGGAGUCGCUUGUGGUUUAACGCUUUAAUUUUCGUAUUUAUUGAAUUAUAAAAGCACAGAGACAGAAAUCUCUCCAUAAACAGAUAAACGCAAUAACUAAAAGUAUAUUGUUACUUGUUCUAACAAACAUAUUUUGAAAACAACUAGUAGUUUCUGUUGAAAAACCCUAAGCAAUAUACACUUAUUAUUAAUCACAAAAGUCUAUGUUCAUCUGAUAAAUUUCAAAUAUUCAAGAAAAACAAUGGAUUUAUUACUUCAACUUGAACAGAUUUUAAAACGUACUUGUGAGGAAGAAGUAUUUAUAUUCAUCAAAUUUCAUUACCUUGAUUAGAGAUAAUGCAAUAAAUAUUUGCAAAAUGUCCAAAAAUUUUGUCUCCAGUAUUUGAUACUUAUCGGAUGUACAUGCGCAUCUGUGACUAUAGUAAAAUAAGCACUUUAGUCUAAAGUAGAAGUUGUAUUUAGAAUCGUAAUUGUAACAAAUUAUAAUUGAAUAGAAUUGAUAGAGAAAUAUUAAAAGGUUUGAGUGCUAGAAAAUGUAGAAAAGAGGAUGAUAAUAGAAACAACGUAUGAUCGCUUGAUCGAUUAUACAUUUUUGUAAAUACAUGUAUGUAAUUUAUUGUACAACAUAAAAAUAUAGAGUAGGCAUACUUGUAUAUUACCUCCUCCCUGACCAGUAAAACAUUGGAUCAUAUUAAUUUCUAUAAGUUCAUCAAAUGUACUAUAUUGAAUAAAAGCCAGCUGACUUAGCUUGUACAGAUUA